AUGGCCUCCCCUCUGAAACCAACCCCUGUGUUGAACAUAUCAUUUGAGCAUCUCAGCUCGGAACUCUUGGCUCUCAUAUUCGAACAACUUCGAGAUGUGGACUCGUCCUCGCUAGAGUCUGUGCGCCUAGCCUCAAGGAGGUUCGAUGCCAUAGCGACGCCAAUUGCCUAUAGGUUCUUGACCUUGAAUGAGCGUCUUGUUGCACCCGAUGCCGAGCAACGUUAUCCCAACGCCUUUCGUCACAUCUCCAUUCACACAAACCAUGUCGACGUGUCUAGUAAUCUGGACCCAGAGGGUAUUACCCGUAUUAUUCUUGGGAUCCAGAGGCUUGCCUCAAUAAGAUGGCGAUACGUUAUUGGGGCUUUCAACGCUGCUAGCAUAUGGUUACCUUCAGAUGUCCUGAAUUCUAGCCACAAGCGUUUUAGUAAGACCAAGCUUCAUGUCGAAAACCUCCCGCUCUGUGAAUUCGACAACCAUCUCCGCGACUGUUACACCCAAGCCAUCCCUCCGCACCUAUUAACGUCACUCAAACUAACGAGUGCCUCACCAACCCUUUCCACUCGACUUGGACCCUUGAAGAGCCUUCUUCUAAAAUCCCCCCAACUCCGGACUUUGCACUACGAGGACCGCGGCCAAGGUACCAGCUUCGAAUUCCAGCCUGGCGAGCGAUUGCCCCCCUUCGCCCAACUACUUUUACGGUCUUACGAUUGGAACCACUCUCCCGAGGACGUCCGAAAGCAUUGGGACUUUUCACACAUUGAGUCUUUGGAGUUGGUAUCGGUGCCCGUGUUCAACUUCCUAUCGUCAAUCUUUUUCGGGGAUCUCUCGGGCCUCCAUACAUUACAAGUGGAGGACUACAGCCAUCUACCUGAUAGGAGACAGGAAGCGACUGGUGGUCUCUACUUGCUAAUCAAGAACCAUAUCCGGGCACUCGAAGUUCUCGAUAUAACAUGCCAUACUGAAAUAUUUCCCUUGGAUGCAAUUCUAACCCAUCGACGAUCGCUUAAAGUUCUGCGAUUCCGAGACCACGUCGGCUUCGUGGACGAUGAUGGGAAGUGUCCGACAUUGUGGGAUGGCCACGUCAGGCAGCUCUCUCAACAUCUGGCAUUGGUCCAUACGCUGGAGUUAGAUAUGGACGUCGGCUUGUGUGACACGCCCGAGUUCCUCCGCGCCGUGUGUGCCUUUCCAUCCCUACACACCGUGACUUUGCACGUACAAACCCUCGUCCACCCUUUCGACGAGACCCCCGCCGUCGAGGACCGCGAUUUUAAUGCAGCUAUGCAAACAUUCCGGUUUCUUGUCCAGGGCAAGCAGCAGGGUACCUCAACGUCGUGGAGGCGAAUCACCAUCAAUGUCGGGGGCUGGAAGCGCGUCAUGGUCCGGCGACUAGGUAGUGCGUGGCAUCGGCAGAACGAGAUGGGUAUUUAUGCGGAAAGAUGUUUCGUCCUGGAGAGAGAUGCUUGGGAUCGGUUGGCAGUGCGAGAGGAGAUGUGCCUGGAAAACUCGAGUCGGCGAGCCAGCCCGGCCCCUUAA
Ilyonectria robusta is the source of this 1533-nucleotide messenger RNA. RefSeq lists its product as uncharacterized. The coding region runs from base 1 to 1533 and encodes 510 amino acids. The transcript has 3 exons. The record is from RefSeq and is a predicted model, not a curated record. NCBI's taxonomy places the organism in Eukaryota, Fungi, Ascomycota, Sordariomycetes, Hypocreales, Nectriaceae.